AGAGGUUCAGAGUAUCCCAGCAGCCGAUCGAUCGAGCUAGCUAGCCUCCUCCAUCCCAGUCCCAGGCGCAAUCUAUCUAUCUAUCGAUCGAUCUCAUCACCAGCAGCAGGCAGCAGGUUCAUUCAUCGAUCAUCCAUAUGGGGAUCUCCGGCAGCCCUGUGCUCGCUUUGGCCUCGCAGGAUGAGGAGCGCAAGCCCCGGUCCUACACCCCAAGCAUCUGGGGCGAUUUCUUCCUCCAACACCAACCAUGCACCCCAUCGCAGCUUCUGUCCAUGGAGGAGAGAGCAUGGAGCAAGCAGGAGGAGGUGAGGCGGAUCUUACUUGACACCAUUGCCGCCUCUUCCGAGCUGGUGGUUCGCAAGCUGGAGCUCGUCGACACGCUGCAACGGAUCGGAGUGGACUACCACUUCAGGAAGGAGAUCGACGAGUUGCUGCGUGAUAUUCACGGCUCACAGCGUGAAGGAGGCCACGAUGACGAGCUGUAUCUCGUAUCCCUACGGUUCUAUUUGCUCAGAAAGCAUGGGUACAAUGUCUCUUCUGCAGAUGUGUUUGCGAAGUUUAAGGAUGACCACGGAAACUUUGCAAGUAAUGAUGCAAAAUGUCUGCUGGCCCUGUAUGAGGCUGCGCAUCUCAGAACUCGCGGUGAAGAGAUCCUUGACAAUGCCGUGGUUUUUACCAGGAGUCGCCUCCGGUCUAUGGUGAAAACUUUAGACCCAGAGCUGGCAGCAGAGGUGGAAUACACAUUGGAAACACCUAGUUACAGGAGGGUUGAAAGAGUGGAAGCAAGGCGCUACAUCUCUUUGUAUGAGAAAAAGGUUACACGGAAUGACACCAUACUUGAAUUUGCAAAGUUGGACUACAACAUUCUGCAAGCUCUGUAUUGUGAGGAGUUGAAAGCUCUUACAGCAUGGUGGAAAGGCCUCCAAUCACAAGCGUAUGCGAGGUUUGCACGGGAUAGAGUGACAGAGAUGCAUUUUUGGAUGCUUGGGGUUAUUCAUGAACCUUGCCAAUCAUAUGCACGGAUAGCAUUGACAAAAUGUUUCAAACUUGUGUCGCUGAUGGACGACUUCUGCGACAACUAUAGCGACACAGAAGAAUUUGAAAUAUUCAUUACUUCUCUGGAAAGGUGGGAUGAACAAGCCGCGGAGAAAUUGCCCGCAUACAUGAAGGACUUAUUCAUCUUCACACUCAACACUAUAAAUGAUAUCAUGGAAGAGUUAAAACUUCGGAAAAACAAGCAUGCUGAAUUCGUCAAAGAACUGUUUAUUGACGCUGUCAAACGUUACGGCGCUGAGAGAAAAUGGCGCGACGAGCGCUAUGUACCAGCAAAAAUUGAAGAGCACCUACAAAUUUCAGUGGCUAGCAGCGGAUGUAUGCAUCUGGCAAACAUCACUUUCGUCUUAAUGGGAGACGUAACUACCAGAGAGGCCAUUGAGUGGGCUUUCUCCUUUCCAGAAAUGAUAAGAGCUGCUUGUACUGUCGGGCGCAUCUGUAAUGACAUCAUGUCACAUGAGCGAGAACAAGUUUCAAAGCAUGUCGCGUCCACGGUGGAAACUUGCAUGAAGGAGUACGGGAUGACAGUACAUCAAGCCUAUGAAAAGCUUAGAGCCCUAAUUGACGAAGCAUGGAUGGAUAUUGUCCAGGGAUGUCUUGAUCAACCUUAUCCUAUGGAGAUUUUGGAGAAGGUGGUUAACAUUGCACGAACAAUGGAUAAAAUGUACAAGCGUGAUGAUGCGUAUACCGACCCAUAUAGUCUCAAAGACACCAUAACUUCAAUGUAUGUGAACCCCGUGUGAACAUACAAUGAAAGAUCCGGCACCAAAUAGGGCACUUCAUCAGCAUGAUACAUGUAAUAAACAAAGAUUCUGGUAGAUUUCGAAUCCAAAUUGAUAUAUAAUAAAAAAAAUUCCUUA
This is a messenger RNA of Panicum virgatum (switchgrass), 1913 nucleotides long. Its product is annotated as (E)-beta-caryophyllene synthase-like. Gene Ontology annotation, molecular function: magnesium ion binding; terpene synthase activity. Gene Ontology annotation, biological process: diterpenoid biosynthetic process. The coding region runs from base 138 to 1796 and encodes 552 amino acids. NCBI's taxonomy places the organism in Eukaryota, Viridiplantae, Streptophyta, Magnoliopsida, Poales, Poaceae. The transcript has 7 exons. The record is from RefSeq and is a predicted model, not a curated record.